This is a messenger RNA of Astrephomene gubernaculifera, 2010 nucleotides long. Lineage: Eukaryota; Viridiplantae; Chlorophyta; Chlorophyceae; Chlamydomonadales; Astrephomenaceae. The record is from the annotation of a GenBank genome assembly.
CGGCAGCGGCAGCAGACCCGGAGGAGGCGGUGGAGACGGCGGCGGCAAGCGGCAGCCGGGGGCAGGUGAGGGCCGCAGCGGCGGCAGGGGCGGGCCGAUUCGCGCCUUUGCCACCUCAGCCUCGCCCGGUGCCGCCGCCUCUCACCGGCCAAUACUGCCAUCACUGCUGGUCCGAGGAUCCACGAGUGGUGGCCCGGCUGGGGUUUCCACAGCAGCAGCAGCAGUGCACUCAACGCACGACAGUUGCCGUAUGCAGUACGGCGGUGUACGGCACUCGGCCGCCGCCACUCGGGCUGUACGGUGUUGCGCGCUGCAUGGCGGCAAUGGCAUCAGUGCCGGCCCUGGCGAUACGAGGGAUGGGGGUUGUACGACGGCAGGUACCUCGGCGCCAGUAGCGUCCAGGAGCUUACCAGCGGGCGUCAGCGUUACGACGGACGGGUCUGCGACAAGCAGCUGUAGCAGUGGCAGCGGUGAUGAUGGCGGCAGUACGGCAGUCGGCAGUACGACAACGACAGCAACAACGAUCAUAACGGAAACGGUAACGGCAGCAGGCGGCGGGUCCCGUCGGUCUCGUCGCCGAACACGAGACGUGCGGAUUGUGGCUUUGGACUUUGACGGCACCCUGCUAGACCGCCGCAGCCGCAUCCUGCCCUCCUCCGUCGCCGCAAUCCGGGCCGCUGCCGCUGCGGGCGUGACGGUGGUUGCGGCCACCGGCAAGGCCCGGCCCGCUGCGCUGGCGGCGGCGGCAGCUGCGGGGCUGGCCGAGCCGGGGCUGCUGGUGUGGCCGGAGGGGCCGGGCGUGUUCCUGCAGGGUCUUGCGGUCCACGGGCGGGGCGGCCAGGUGCUGUCGGAUGCCGCCCUGCCAGCUCCCGUGGUGGAGGCGGCGUUUAGCUACUCCUCCGCGCACUCCCUCUCCCUGUGUGCCUUCCUGGGCGACCGCUGCGCCACCACCUGCAUGACGACCCGCCUGCGGGAGCUGCACACCACCUAUUACGAACCCCUGGCAGAGGUCUUCCCCUCCGUCAGCUCGCUGCUGGCCGGCCCCCCGGUGCGCAAACUGUUGUUCAUGGCGGAUCCAGAUCUGGUGUCAGCUCAGCUGCUGCCGUACUGGCGGGGGGUGCUGCGGGGCGGCAGCAGUGGGGCUCAGGUAGUGCAGGCUGUCCCCAACAUGCUGGAGAUUGUGCCGGCCGGUGUGAACAAGUGGGUGGGGCUGCAGCGGCUGCUGGGCCACCUGGGGUUGCCCGCCUCCUGCCUCAUGGCGGUUGGCGACGGCGGCAACGACCUGGAGAUGCUGGCGGGGGCGGGGCUGGGGGUGGCCAUGGGCAAUGCGGUGCCGGAGGUGCGCGCGGCGGCGGCGGCGGUGGUGGCGGGGCAUGAUGAGGGAGGCGUGGCGGAGGCGUUUGAGCGGUUCGUGCUGUGAGGGGGGAGAUAAGAGGGUGGGGGGUUUUCUUGGCGGAUUUGUUGAGUGGAGUGCAGGUAUGGGUGAGGAAUGGGGCAGGACGGAUGCAAGGGAUCGGCUGCAUGCUUGGGGUGCUGAGGUCGGUCAUGAGGGGCGUUUGGCUGGGCGGGUUGUGGUGCAGUAGGCCGUGAGCCGUGAGGGAUAGCGCGGGAGGUGCCAGGGAGUUGGGAGAAGAGACUUGGAGUUGUGCCGCAGACAGAGGGUACCGGCAUGCACGGCAUGGGCAUAGGGCCCCUCCGCUGUGAGAAGCGAGUGAGGACGGUGGGUGGGUGGUGUAUGACACAUGGUCAGGAUGGCAUCGAGUCGCAUGUCUCAUGGGACCGUCAUGUUCCAGCUAGUUGGUGGAGCUCGGCUGGUGCUAUAAGUCCGGGUUACAAGUGCUCGGCAGACGACAUACGGUAACCGUACUGCUGUGUCCUUACGUUGUUUGCUUGCCGCCAUGUCGUAGAGGGCCAAACAGAAGUACCGUACAUGCGUUCCUGGCAAGUUUCCUUCUUGUAUGGUUGUCUUCUUGUAUGUAAGGGUAGGUUUGCCUUCUCGUGUGUCUAGGG